GGUUUUGUCACGCCAAAUUAUUCUACGAAGUUUUACUAGUUCGCUCUUUUUAACACAGGAUCCGGACUAGUGCAGGAUGAAGCUCUUCUUUCUCCUUGCGAUUUUCGGCCUGGCACUCGGGACCACGAUACAAAGGAAAGAGGCACGUGGCCUUCUGGAUUCGCUGUCCUCACUGACACAGGGGACAAAACUCGGUACAGCCUUCAAGGUUAUUGACGCUGUGGGAAAAGUCGGCAGUUUCUUUGAUCAACUCAAACAACUCGCUCCUGAGGUUCACCAAGCCUUUAACAGCAGCAUCUCCGAGAUCUCCUCAUCGCUCAACGAUCUGGUCAACCACUUUGCUUCCCAGAUAGAAACUCCAACCAGCAACAAACAGGCACGUGGCCUUCUGGAUUCGCUUUCCUCACUGACACAGGGGACAAAACUCGGCACAGCCUUCAAGGUUAUUGACGCUGUGGGAAAAAUCGGCAGUUUCUUUGAUCAACUCAAACAACUCGCUCCUGAGGUUCACCAAGCCUUUAACAGCAGCAUCUCCGAGAUCUCCUCAUCGCUCAACGAUCUGGUCAACCACUUUGCUUCCCAGAUAGAAACUCCAACCACCAGUAAACAGACUCGUGGCCUGCUGGAUUCGCUGUCCUCACUGACACAGGGGACAAAACUCGGUACAGCCUUCAAGGUGAUUGACGCUGUGGGAAAAGUCGGCAGUUUCUUUGAUCAACUCAAACAACUCGCUCCUGAGGUUCACCAAGCUUUAAACAGCAGCAUCUCCGAAAUCUCCUCAUCGCUCAACGAUCUGGUCGACCACUUUGCUUCUCAGAUCGAAACUCCAGCCAGCAACAAACAGGCACGUGGCCUUCUGGAUUCGCUAUCCUCACUGACACAGGGGACAAAACUCGGCACAGCCUUCAAGGUUAUUGACGCUGUGGGAAAAAUCGGCAGUUUCUUUGAUCAACUCAAACAACUCGCUCCUGAGGUUCACCAAGCCUUUAACAGCAGCAUCUCCGAGAUCUCCUCAUCGCUCAACGAUCUGGUCAACCACUUUGCUUCCCAGAUAGAAACUCCAACCACCAGUAAACAGACUCGUGGCCUGCUGGAUUCGCUGUCCUCACUGACACAGGGGACAAAACUCGGUACAGCCUUCAAGGUGAUUGACGCUGUGGGAAAAAUCGGCAGUUUCUUUGAUCAACUCAAACAACUCGCUCCUGAGGUUCACCAAGCUUUAAACAGCAGCAUCUCCGAAAUCUCCUCAUCGCUCAACGAUCUGGUCAACCACUUUGCUUCUCAGAUCGAAACUCCAGCCAGCAACAAACAGGCACGUGGCCUCCUGGAUUCGCUUUCCUCACUGACACAGGGGACAAAACUCGGCACAGCCUUCAAGGUUAUUGACGCUGUGGGAAAAAUCGGCAGUUUCUUUGAUCAACUCAAACAACUCGCUCCUGAGGUUCACCAAGCCUUUAACAGCAGCAUCUCCGAGAUCUCCUCAUCGCUCAACGAUCUGGUCAACCACUUUGCUUCCCAGAUAGAAACUCCAACCACCAGUAAACAGACUCGUGGCCUGCUGGAUUCGCUGUCCUCACUGACACAGGGGACAAAACUCGGUACAGCCUUCAAGGUGAUUGACGCUGUGGGAAAAGUCGGCAGUUUCUUUGAUCAACUCAAACAACUCGCUCCUGAGGUUCACCAAGCCUUUAACAGCAGCAUCUCUGAAAUCUCCUCAUCGCUCAAUGAUUUGGUCGACCACUUUGCUUCUCAGAUCGAAACUCCAACCAAAAACAAGUUCUAAGUCUUAAGGAAUAUCAACAGCAUAUCUCUUCCGGGAUAGGCAUUUUACAUGAUUGUACGGAUGAAAUAGAUGUCCUCAUAGAAGCUUUAAAUCUGAAUUGGUCAUUAUGCUUGCAUGACAAGCAUUCUGCUGGUGGACUGAAAUAAAUUGGAGUUAACAUCACUGCAUUUUACCUAAUCCUGCUUCAUUUGUGGUGCAAGAGAUGUUGCUACUUUUUAUGCAUUUACAUUUAAAAUGAAACACUGAUGUAAACUGACCGGAUUCACCGGUUACGUAUGACCAUUUGCCAACUAUCAUAUGUGCUGUCUUCUCUGAUCUGGUUUUACUCUCAGUGCCGAAGUCUUGCAUUUUACCAAUAUGCUUUCAUCUGCAUGUGCUUGACCUAAAUAAAAUGGACCGUAAAAGACGCCACUGGAUACCGAUAAGGAGUUAAGAUGCAAGAUUUUUUGGUAUACUUACUUGUUUCAUACCAUGAAGAUAGAUCAUAUCUGGGAGCACACAGACAUUAUCAACUUUUGGUCGAGAGAAAGUUUCAAUAUUUACGUAUAUAUUUAAAGAAUUACUUACCUUAGUGAAACCUGAUGAUGCGGAGGCACAUCUUGGCGUUCAUGGCGAAUUCAUAGCUAAGCCCUCCCUUCUACACAUAUUAGCAGACGUAUAAUUUCUGUUGGAAGCUAUACUUUGUUAAAUGCUUGACUGUAUUCAUAUAGUAUGCAGCAGAUUAUUCUGUUAAAUAUAGCACAAUUACCAGAAUACAUUGUAGCAUCACUCAGACAUUCUAUUAAAAUCAGCAUAGUACUUUGGAGUGUAUCAACAUAGUAUUUUACGCACACACGCCAAUA
Messenger RNA from Liolophura sinensis, 2625 nucleotides. RefSeq lists its product as uncharacterized. The record is from RefSeq and is a predicted model, not a curated record. Bases 77 to 1783 code for a protein of 568 amino acids. The transcript has 10 exons. NCBI's taxonomy places the organism in Eukaryota, Metazoa, Mollusca, Polyplacophora, Chitonida, Chitonidae.